AAACUUGUUAAACCGCAACAGAGAAGAGAAGAAGAGAAAUAUUUUUAUAAAAAUUAUUUAAUAAAAUAUCAAAAAUUUCAUUGCCAAAUGGGGCACGCACUGCGCAGUAUAUCAAAAUAAAUGAAUUAAAAGAAAUUUUCAAGUAUUUUUUUUGUCAAUCCUAUUUUGGACAAAAUUUCGGUCUACAUAACUUGAAAAAGCAUUUCCUGAAAUUCAAGUCCCGGCAAUUGUAUAUAUAUAUAUCAGCACAGUAACUGCAAACAAAUUCGUCUCGUCCCGUAUUUUAUAUCUAAGUUAAAAGCCCUAUAACAAUAUAAAAAUGAGCUGGCAAGACUACGUUGAUAACCAAUUAAUGGCCUCCCAAUGCGUAACAAAAGCCUGCAUCGCUGGACAUGACGGUAAUAUUUGGGCUUCUUCAAAAGGCUUUGAGGUUACGAAAGAAGAACUUUCAAGAUUGAUUUCCGGGUUUGAUAAUCAAGAGCUUCUUACCAGCAACGGUGUUACAUUGGCCGGUCAGAGAUAUAUUUAUUUAUCGGGUACAGAUCGUGUUGUGCGUGCUAAAUUUGGUCGAAGCGGCGUGCAUUGCAUGAAAACCACACAAGCCGUAAUUGUGUCCAUUUAUGAAGAUCCCGUUCAGCCCCAACAGGCCGCUUCUGUUGUAGAAAAACUCGGAGAUUAUCUAAUUACUUGCGGGUACUAGAUAUUAAAAACAAAAAAAAAAUACAUAUUAUACAUAAAAGUAAUUAUAAUA
Molecule: messenger RNA, 751 nt
Organism: Glossina fuscipes
Lineage: Eukaryota; Metazoa; Arthropoda; Insecta; Diptera; Glossinidae
Gene: chic
Product: profilin
Exons: 4
Coding region: 320-700 (126 amino acids)
Cellular component (GO): cell cortex
Molecular function (GO): actin monomer binding
Source: RefSeq, a predicted model, not a curated record